Molecule: messenger RNA, 357 nt
Organism: Temnothorax curvispinosus
Lineage: Eukaryota; Metazoa; Arthropoda; Insecta; Hymenoptera; Formicidae
Product: fatty acid synthase-like
Exons: 1
Biological process (GO): fatty acid biosynthetic process
Molecular function (GO): fatty acid synthase activity; oxidoreductase activity
Source: RefSeq, a predicted model, not a curated record
AUGCAGCGUACAGGAGGUCGUGGAGUGGAUAUCGUAUUAAAUUCCUUAGCCGAAGAAAAAUUGCAAGCAUCUGUUCGUUGUUUAGCAAAUGGUGGUCGUUUUCUGGAAAUUGGAAAAUUUGAUAUGAUUUCAAAUAAUUCCUUAGAUAUGUCUAUCUUUUCCAAAGGUAUCAGUUUUCAUGGUGUUUUAUUAGAUAAAUUACAUUUAUCAAGUUUAGAACGAAAGAUAACGCUGUCGAAAAAAAUAGAAGAAGGUUUAGAAAAUGGCGCUAUUAAACCGCUGUGUAGAAAAGUCUUUAAAAGAAAUGAAAUAGAAGCUGCCUUUAGAUAUAUGGCCUCUGGAAAACAUAUUGGUAAG